Molecule: messenger RNA, 2768 nt
Organism: Stegostoma tigrinum
Lineage: Eukaryota; Metazoa; Chordata; Chondrichthyes; Orectolobiformes; Stegostomatidae
Product: prostaglandin E2 receptor EP1 subtype-like
Exons: 3
Coding region: 528-1661 (377 amino acids)
Biological process (GO): adenylate cyclase-activating G protein-coupled receptor signaling pathway; inflammatory response; positive regulation of cytosolic calcium ion concentration
Cellular component (GO): plasma membrane
Molecular function (GO): thromboxane receptor activity; prostaglandin E receptor activity
Source: RefSeq, a predicted model, not a curated record
AGGAGGCAGCUCCUUUCCAGCCCUCCCUCCCUCUCUCAGGCUUUCGCGUAUUGAGCCUACAAAGGAAGGGAAACCGCAAGUGUUUUCCUCUCUGACGGAAUGUUCCCCUUUUCUGUAGCUGGUGUUUCUGGGUGUAGACGACGGUGUGUGUGAGGUUGAGGUACAGCUGUAAAUGUGGUCAGCCUCCCGCAAGCGCGCAGCCUGGACUCAUUAUAUAGACCCUCAGACAGGAACUGGUCCCCAAUCUCUCCGCUUUUCCUCCCCUGUCAUCAGAGAGAGAGAGUCUCUGACUAAUCCCCUCUCCCAAGUACACAGUGAGAAAAGGGAGAGUCAGCUCCUCCUUUCCGGGACAUACUGGUAGACGUUCUCGAUCAGCAAACGUCCGGAGGAGAAUCUCUCUGAAGACCUGGCUUUGUAGUUUGAACAAUCUUGGGACCUGACAGUCCUGUCGCUGGACCUGCCAACAGGGUAUUGGAACAGGAGGGACACGAAGUAGGUACAUCAAUGGAUCUGUGUGGGUUGUGGAGAUGAGGAGGUACAUAAUGGCUCAACAUGGGAACAUGACAGUGCUCUAUCAAGGUUUUGCAAAUGCUAUCAGCAGCUCUACUGCGAACAGUAGCCUCCUCGAUGCUGACCUGCCUCACACCAGCCUCCCUCAAACCAACACCAGCUCAGUACUGUGCCCAUGGAAACCUGCCACCUCGUCAGUGUCUGUUGCAAUCCCCAGCUUCUCCAUGACUCUGGGCGCCUUGUCCAACAUCAUUGCUCUUGUCAUCCUGAUCAAAUCCUACGCCAGGUUCCGCAGGAGGUCCAAAGCCACCUUCCUGCUCUUCGCCAGCAGCCUGGUGCUGACCGAUUUCGCCGGGCACAUCAUCCCAGGUGCGCUGGUCCUUCGUCUCUACUCGGAGGAAAUUGUCAGCACCGGGCCAAUGUGCCAGUUUCUGGGGGGCUCCUUGGUGUUCUUUGGCCUGUGCCCACUCUUCCUGGGCUGCAUCAUGGCAGUUGAGCGCUGUGUCGGUGUCACAAAGCCCCUGCUCCAUUCAGCUGUGGUCACAUCCACCAGGACUAAGCUGGCCAUUGUCCUUCUUUGGCUGACAGCCGGAUUUGUCGCUUUCCUGCCUUUUCUGAACUUUGGCCGAUAUGGCGUCCAGUGCCCAAGGACCUGGUGUUUCAUCCACCUGGAGGGCCCUGCCCAGCACUGGACAGAGGAUGCCUUUGCUCUGCUCUUCUCUCUCUUGGGAAUGAUGGCUCUGUUAAUCUCACUGAUCUGCAACACCAUCAGCGGGGUGACGCUCAUCCAGGCCAGGAUUAAGAAGCAGAAUUGUAACCGCAGAGCAAAAUCCCAUGACAUCGAAAUGGUUAUCCAAUUAAUUGGGAUCAUGAUGGUGUCCUGUGUUUGCUGGAGCCCUCUUCUGGUGACUGUUGGUCUAAGGAGAAUCCAGAGCAUUGAGGAAGUGUCCUGGUUAAGCUUCCUCGGGGUACGCAUGGCUUCCUGGAAUCAGAUUCUGGAUCCCUGGGUGUACAUCUUGCUCCGACGAGCAGUCCUCAGGAAGGUUUAUACCAUGCUCGUAAGAAAGACUGAAUUCAAUAAGAGCAAAUUUGACCGUUGGGAGUUUAGCUCCUUUCAGAGCUCAGAACGCAGUGUCAUCAACAAAUUCUGAAUGGAGAUGUCUGGUGAGGAUUGGAAGCUGAAGACAUUGGUGAUGAGUCUCACUCCCGGCCACCUUGAGAGGAAUGUCAGGUCUCCCCAGCUGGCACCCAAGGAAGCAGACAUGGUUCAGAGAAGAACUUGAUCCCUCGGGGUCCUUUAGAGCUGCUGACUGUCAAUGUAGCAGCAGAUUAUUUUAACCCAUUGGGAUCUGACUCAGAUCACCGUGUCCUAUGGAUCGAGAAGCUCAGUGUGAAACCGAUUGAAUGUACCUUGAGUCCCAGAGGAUUAGAUCUGGUCUAAAGACUGUGCAAAACUGACUGACCAAGUGCGAGGACAAAUCAUUUCUUUGGGCUUCAGUUGGUGUGAGCCAACACUGGAGAAUCAACAAGUAGAAUGCUUUCACGUCAAAUGAGAUUUGGGGAGGGUGAGUGUGGCUUGGUAACACGCAGGGCGGGCGAAAGCCAUGGAAGCCAUGACCCCAACUAAGCAGUAACUCGAUGGUGAAGCAAACAUUGGGCUCUACCUCAAGGUCGACGGUGUGGAGAGUUCAAAAUUGAUCUGGUAACUCUCGAGUCAGCUGAGAAAUGCUGGCCUGGUUUGACGUAGGGCUUUUCCUGGUGAAAAGUUGAUUCCUUGGAUUUGUUGGGGGUUGCGGUGGUGAGGGGAGGAGAAGGUAGUUUGUUGGCACCUCCAUCAUAAACGCCCUCCUUGCUCUUUCACUUUGGAGGGUCUUUUGGGGAAUUUCUGACUUGGGAAGUAGGGAAUAUGACGAUGAAAGGAUGGAGGGGCAUAGGGAAUUCAACACUGUGAAGAACCAAAUCUCCUCCAGCCUAUGGGUGAAAAGCAGGAAGCGUUAGAACACACGACAGCAAACUAUUACCAAGUGAUGACAGGAAAGGAAAUUCAUUCCCAUUGGCUGUGUGUCUGUCAUUGGUGUUUGAUGUCACAACUGUCUAGUUGUUUGGCCAAAGCUUUCUAUGAUUUUGUCUGUAUGCCUGGGGAAUGUUGUACCUACAGCUGUAUCAAAUCUCCAAAAUUACAGCAUUGGAAUCAAACUCUCGUGCUGUCAUGGUUGCAGCCUGCAUGAUACUGAUGCCCCAACAAGCCCAUUUAUUUU